CAGGAGGCGGUCGGCGUACAAAUGAUCGCUCGCGCCACGACUCGCUCGUCAUCGACCUGACCUUCACUAUGCCACGACUCGUGCGCAAACGCCCUCUGAUCGAGCGUAUCAAGGCGUACCUCGACCCGUGGGAUCUGCUCCUAUGGCUGGCAGAAGAGCUCAAUGACGACGCAUACGAUGAGUGGCUGCAGUUGUGGUCUACGCCGAUCGGGCUCGGUCUGAAUAUCACAUACAUCCUCGCUAAAGGCGCGAGCGCAAGAGGAGCAGGAGCAGGAGGCGACGAUGUGUUUGGCGACGAUGGCAGCAGUGGAAGUGGAUGGUUUGCCUGGCUGGCUUCUCUCCUUGUUUACGCUUUGACUAUACUAUGCUGCACCAACGCUCUCUUCACCUUCUGGAAACGGAGAUCAUACCGCCUCUUUGAGCAGGCCGUGGAUGUACCGCCGCCCACUCCUUCAGCACAUCGCGUGCGAGUCGACAGCUCGCCCAUGUCAUCUUCUCCACUACGAUACCUGCAGGCCGUAAUGUCUUCUGCAACAGCCUCGUCACGAGCAUACCCCGAUGCUGAGCGUGAAGUCUGGGAGCUCACCAUCUGGGAUCCAAAGCCCUUCAACCUCAGCAUCUUCACUUUGUUCUCGCCUGGCCACCUGGUCAUCUACAGUCUGCUUCUUCCACCAGCAGCUAUGGACCCGCGACCCUCUGUCACAGUGUUCACAGCAAUUGCCUUUAGUGCACUUCUUUCGGCACAGCUAUGGAUGCUCAAGGCCUCUUUCAGCCAGCAAUCCAAAGAUACCUCGCUCGUUCACGGAGAAGUAAUGAACGAGUAUGACACCAAAUUCGUGCAUCCAAAUCUCAUCCGACCUAUGCGAGACGUCGGAAUCCAGACUCGUGUCAACGGCAGCACACCACGCGCUACGCAGACCCGAGAGGUUGACGUCUAUACACCGACGACAAUCAUCAAGCGUGGCUUCAAGACGCAUCCAAACACGAACUACGCUCGACAGUACGAUCCCGACGACCUGUCAUCACGUCCAACAGAAUCCAGGCGGCAUUCUGGAGUCAAUUUGACCCCGACUACAGCUGGCUACCUGAACGGAUCGACGCAGUCCUACUCGAGACCAAGCACUGCUGCCACCGACUUUUCUUCUCCCCUCAAGCCACAUCACGAGAGGCUGAGGGAGCGAAGUCCGGUGAAGGGAGAUGGAGGUAGCAUGGGAGUGUACAGUCACGCCGCAAGUCCGCUCAGAAAAGCUGCUAGUAGCAACCAGCUGAGACCAGGGCGCGAGGAUUUGAGGAGGACGAUUGCGAGCCCGCUGAAGCGCACAAGUACGCCAGGGAGCGGAGCUCUUGAUCCUUCAGAUCGCGCUCGCCGUAGAGAGACGGGCAGGUUCUAGAUACUGUCCGAAGGAAGCGUCAAUGCACAAAGACUUUUCUGAUUUUCAUUUUCUGCCCAAGUACCUAUGCUUUUUUAGCAAAACCA
Molecule: messenger RNA, 1477 nt
Organism: Cercospora beticola
Lineage: Eukaryota; Fungi; Ascomycota; Dothideomycetes; Mycosphaerellales; Mycosphaerellaceae
Product: Nur1/Mug154 family protein
Biological process (GO): regulation of exit from mitosis; maintenance of rDNA
Source: RefSeq, a predicted model, not a curated record